UGUGCGGCUGCUGGAGCCAUUAGCGCGGGGCUGGCGCGGCCGAAGGCCGGGCUUGGAGCUCCCUCCCCCGCCCGAGCCCCGUCCCGGGGACGUCAUGGGAGGGAGGUAUAAAAUUUCAGCGUCGGGGCCGGGGAAACGGCAGUGUGCGCGGGCGGGCCGGUGUGGAGCGGUGUCGGUGUACGGACCAGGGCACGGCGGUCAGCGGAACCCACGGGCGCAGCGGACGGCCCGGCGGCAGCGCUCCCGGCUGGGCGAGAAGCGCGGCGGUGCCACGUUCCCGGGGGCCGGGCACCGGGCGAUGUAGGGCGCGGGGCCCGGCGGGGGCAUGAAUGGUGCAGCGAGAGGGGCGGGCGCGGCGCUCCCCCCGCGGCGGCGGGGCGGCGCAUGGGGAAGGAGCGCGGCGCGGCGAGGCACGGCGCCUGCCGCUUCUCCUUGCGGAGCGCUGCCAGCUCUUCCUGGAAGUCCUGAGUCGCGCACGGCGCAGUGAGUUCAUGCACCUCCUCGCCAAGCCUCAGCCUGCGGGUUCUGGGGAGGCUGCCGCCAGCACACCGCCCGGUCCCCCGCGCCCUCUCGCCGCCGCUCGGGGGUCUCUCCCGGAGGCCCCCGCCGCCGCCCCCUCACACAUGAAGAUGUACGUGCAAAGGGCUCUGGUACUGCUCUCCCUGCUGAGCUUCGCUACCGUGAGCCUCUCGCUGUCGUCCUGCACCACCUUGGACCUGGACCACAUCAAGAAGAAGAGGGUAGAGGCCAUCCGAGGGCAGAUCCUGAGCAAGCUGCGGCUCACCAGCCCGCCGGAGACCGUGGGGCCGGCCCAUGUGCCCUACCAGAUCCUGGCCCUCUAUAACAGCACUCGGGAGCUGCUGGAGGAGAUGGAGGAGGAGAAGGAAGAGAGCUGCUCUCAGGACAACACCGAGUCCGAAUACUAUGCCAAAGAGAUUCAUAAAUUUGACAUGAUCCAGGGCCUCCCCGAGCACAAUGAGUUGGGCAUUUGUCCAAAAGGUGUCACCUCCAAUGUGUUCCGCUUUAAUGUGUCAUCAGCAGAGAAGAACAGCACCAACCUAUUCCGGGCUGAGUUUCGGGUGCUGCGUGUGCCCAACCCAAGCUCCAAACGCAGUGAGCAGCGCAUUGAGCUCUUCCAGAUCCUUCGGCCAGAUGAGCACAUAGCGAAGCAGCGGUACCUCAGUGGCAGGAAUGUGCAGACACGGGGCUCUCCUGAGUGGCUGUCCUUCGAUGUCACCGAGACCGUGCGUGAGUGGCUUCUGCACAGAGAGUCCAACCUUGGCCUGGAAAUUAGCAUACACUGUCCUUGCCACACUUUUCAGCCCAACGGGGACAUCUUGGAGAAUUUGCAUGAAGUCCUGGAGAUCAAGUUCAAAGGCAUUGACAGUGAGGAUGACUAUGGCCGUGGGGACUUGGGACGCCUGAAGAAGCAGAAGGACUUGCAUAAUCCCCACCUCAUCUUGAUGAUGUUACCCCCACAUCGACUGGAGAGCCCCGUGUUGGGAAGCCAAAGAAAGAAACGGGCCCUGGAUACCAACUACUGUUUCCGGAACCUGGAGGAGAACUGCUGCGUGCGUCCUUUGUACAUUGACUUCCGACAGGACCUCGGCUGGAAAUGGGUCCACGAGCCUAAGGGCUACUUUGCAAACUUUUGUUCAGGCCCUUGUCCGUACCUUCGCAGCGCAGACACCACUCACAGCACGGUGCUGGGUUUAUAUAACACGCUGAACCCUGAGGCAUCUGCUUCGCCCUGCUGUGUUCCCCAGGACCUGGAGCCACUCACUAUCUUGUACUACGUCGGGAGGACCCCCAAAGUGGAGCAACUCUCCAACAUGGUGGUGAAAUCCUGCAAGUGCAGCUGAAAGGCCCCGUGGCCCACCCAAAGCCAAGGAAAAAACUGUCAGCACCCACUCUCCUGCUCCCAGGCUAACACAAAGAGAACUGGGGGUCAGAGACUACGCAUGCUGAAGGCCAAGUGCCAAACCUUGAGAGUCUGGCAGCCCUCCGGGAUUUCUUCUGGAACACUCCUUGGUCGUCUUGGCAGUGUAAUGUUCCUUCUAGGAAGUACUUUGGUGACACAAAGGCCACACUCUCCAAAAUGGCUGGACAGUUGGUGCGGAAGAAAAGGAUAAUGUGGAAGAACUGCAGUGUAUUUGAAUGUUGGGUAGCUGAGAUGGGAAAGCAAGAGAAUGAGAAAGCAGGUGAAAGGGAGAAUGGAGAAGGGGAGAUGUUUUCUAUUCUUGCUUUAGCUAUCUUAAGACCUCAGCCCUCCUCAUUAGCCUGAAGUAUUAAAGGUUUUCCCUGUAGGAGGAAUUUUUGAAGGUUUCCUUAGAGAAGGAAAAUUCACCAAGCAGGGAAGCUGCUAAGAGAAGUGCUCAGAGAUACACUUAAGACUUUUGUUCCUCAGAGCUGUGCUUCAGGAGUCCUGCAACUGAAACUGUGUCUGCCAAAACCUCUAAGUUCAGUUGACAGAUCCUGGCUAUUGGGUUCCAAAUUCAAACUGCAAGGCUCCCAGUCAGCCUACCAACAGUGGGCAAAUACAAGGAAAGAGGGUGCAGAGUCCAUUUUCAGAGGGACUGAAGUCUCCAUUCAGCUCUUUUACCUUCCUGGAGUUUCUAAGAUAUGAUUUCAGGGUCAAAGCAGGAGCAUCUGUGGGUACCUGAAUACUGGGCCUAUUCAUUUGUGAUCUGAUACACCCUGAGGACCUCUUGUCUGUUGUGGUUUGUGAGGUGCUUUGGGGUGUUCUGCACCUGUUCUGCAUGAUGACCUGAACUUGGUCUCACCUGCCAAGACUUAAAAAAUAGUAAUCUCAAAACCUUUGUAAAAAAUAAAUAUUUGGGGGGUGGGGGGAGAUGCUAAUUUUUUCACAAGCAAGUUUUUUGUUGGAGGGUUAGAUGAUUUGCUGGUUUUAAACUGCUACUGCUGUGGCAUACUCAGUCUAAAAUUCUUACCCUUUCCAAAAUGUUUCUUCAAAAGAACAGAUAGCAUUUAGGUCAGCAAGAAAAUUCCAAAAUGGAACUUUCUUAUUACCCUUAAACUGUACCUGGUGUAAAUGUGCCCUGUUCCAACCUAGUCCUUCAGACAUGUACAUCACCACUGGCAUCUGCUUUUGAUAGAUUCAUAUAAAGCUCCCCUCAAACAUAAAACACUUUCAACAAUACUGUUUAAGUAUCCAAGGCAAUGCAGUUGCCACAGCUGACAAAUGUCAUAUGUCCAUUUGAAGAUAUAUAUGGUCUGCCAAUACAGACCUGGUAAACUACAUCCAGGUAAAUAACACACCCUUCCUCUCAUGUACUGAUUUCAUGUUCAUAAAAAAGAUUACAGAUGCUGCCUGGGCAAGAAAUCAAUGCAGUCCUUUAAAUGGGCUUUUGCAGCCUUAGAUACUCCCAGAGGUAAAAAUCUCUGGUGCUGAAUGCCACAUGAGAUUCAGAGGCUGUCUCUGACUUGCCAAAACACAGCUACUUAAAAGUUCUGUUCUAGAGACCACAGAGGUUCCUCCCUGUCUCCUCCCAAUUCCUAGUCCCCAGCAACUGAAUGUAAAAUGACACCUAGCUGGUUUAUCACCUGUGGCCAGGGCUCUCCCACGGUCAGCUCAGAACUCAGCUCUUCCACCAAGCCCUUCACAACAGUGGCUGCUUCCAUAUACCUCAUGUGAGGCUGCCAAACCAUGUAAACUCAAAUGUCUUAAUAAACCAUAAACAGCCCUUCCUGAACCAUCACCAAUCGGAUAGAGGUUAGCAAGGGUGGGUCAGUGGAGGCAGCCUGCCAACCUGUAUGCCAUUUUGGCCAGGGCACACACACCCUGAUAGAGGCACUCCCCAGUGCUUUUUCCUUUUCAUCUCUGGGGCUCCCUGACAUGUGUGAUUGGUGUGAUGAUGAAAGCUCUGAUCAGUUCUGCAGCACUAGAGUAUUGCUGUGCCCUGUGCACCUCUCCAUGCCCAGGCUUCCCUGCCACCUGCCCAGGGAGGGAGCAAAUAAAUGCAUUAUGACUACACCA
This is a messenger RNA of Onychostruthus taczanowskii (white-rumped snowfinch), 3997 nucleotides long. RefSeq names its product transforming growth factor beta 3 (gene TGFB3). The record is from RefSeq and is a predicted model, not a curated record. NCBI's taxonomy places the organism in Eukaryota, Metazoa, Chordata, Aves, Passeriformes, Passeridae. Gene Ontology annotation, cellular component: extracellular region. Gene Ontology annotation, biological process: BMP signaling pathway; SMAD protein signal transduction; transforming growth factor beta receptor signaling pathway. The coding region runs from base 330 to 1862 and encodes 510 amino acids. Gene Ontology annotation, molecular function: growth factor activity; type II transforming growth factor beta receptor binding; cytokine activity. The transcript has 7 exons.